Molecule: messenger RNA, 1083 nt
Organism: Phaedon cochleariae (mustard beetle)
Lineage: Eukaryota; Metazoa; Arthropoda; Insecta; Coleoptera; Chrysomelidae
Source: the annotation of a GenBank genome assembly
AUGAUAGAUUUUUAUCAAUCUUUAAGGACUCUAUUGAGAUUGGAGAAAAUUCAUGCCGAUAAUAAUGUAUUUAAAUUACAUUAUAAAGUAACAGUUGUUCUCCUUCUUGGGUUCUCGAUAUUGUUGACUAGUAAGCAGUAUUUCGGAGAGCCAAUUAAUUGUCAUAUUGGAAAAACAGAUAUCAGUAAAGAUUUUAUUGAUACUUUUUGCUGGAUUAGUGGUACAUUCACCUUGAAGAAAACAAUAAACAGUAAAAAUCUACCAGGUCUAGGGAAUCCUUUCGAUGCAAAAGACUCUGAGAUUUACAGGCAUUUUUAUUACCAAUGGGUUAGCAUUGCCUUUGGAAUUCAAGCUAUAUUCUUUUAUGUGCCUAAGUUUUUGUGGAAAACAUGGGAAGCAGGAAGGCUGAGACUACUUAUAGGAGACCUAGGAGGACCAUUGAUUUCCGACCAAUGGACAAGUGCAAGGAAAGAUACCUUCGUGAAGUAUCUAGUUAAUGGAGAUUGUGCUCACAAUAUUUAUAUGUGUAGAUAUUGUAUCUGUGAAUUUCUGAACUUCUUGAAUGUGUGCUUUCAAAUAUACUUCAUGGACUGGUUCAUAUCUGGGCACUUUUCGUCUUUCGGUUUAGCAUACGCCUCUUACAAAGAUGUUAAUCCAAUGGACAUAUUUUUCCCAAAAAAAGCCAAAUGUACCUACCGGAAUUUUGGUCCUUCCGGCUCUGAUGAAGAACAUGACUUUUUGUGCAUUCUGCCUUUGAAUGUCCUCAAUGAAAAAUUGUUUCUGGUUCUCUGGUACUGGUUGUUUAUCCUUUUAGCCAUAUCGUCGCUUUGCUUGUUGUACAGAAGCCUGUUUUUGUUUGCACCCAAAUUUCGUGUUUAUUUGCUCAGGGCACAAUGUAGAAAAUUAGAGAAGAAAAAAGCCAUGUUGAUAGUGAAAAAGUUUACCUAUGGGGACUUCUUCAUUUUGUAUAAAAUUGGCAAGAAUGUGGAUCCUACCAUUUAUAAUGAAAUCGUUGCCAGUAUAUAUGCCCAUUUCACUAUGAAAGGUUCUUGUAAAAAUUUUCCUAGAGAUGAUGAAGUUUAA